Molecule: messenger RNA, 2411 nt
Organism: Zophobas morio
Lineage: Eukaryota; Metazoa; Arthropoda; Insecta; Coleoptera; Tenebrionidae
Product: lipase 3-like
Exons: 7
Coding region: 324-1613 (429 amino acids)
Biological process (GO): lipid metabolic process
Molecular function (GO): hydrolase activity, acting on ester bonds
Source: RefSeq, a predicted model, not a curated record
CGAGGUGGCCUUUUUAGAACUUAUUUGGAAUGCAUCUGCACAAAAUUUCAGUUUUUGCGAUUCUGUUCUUUGUGGUUACAACUGCGAUGCGAUGCCUGUGGAGAUACGUAGAUCAAUUUUGAUUGACGAUUUACUGUGCAUGCCACAAGCAAGAUCUUGGAGCAUUCAGUCGUGCAAAACCAAAUUUAAACGACUUUGAUUUAAAUGCUUUUUUAAUUAUUUUGCAACUCUACAAGGUAAACAACACUUGUCGAUUCGCCUGCAUCUGUACCGGUUGUACGUUUUUUUUUUUUAUUAAUUUUAAAAACACCUUUCCACACUAAAUGUUGAACCAUCGACAAGUUCAGAUGAACGUGCACAGCGACGAACCUAAACGCAGCCAUUGGUGGCAUACGACCUGUCGAAAUCUGCAAUGUAGCAUUCUUCAUAUUUUUGUACUAACUGCAAUUUCCAUCACUGUUACUGAAGUUUGGAAUAAAUCCAAAGUCAAACAUCCUUACGUAGGUCUCAAUGUAGAACAAAUCAUCCGAAGGUACGAAUAUCCGGCCGAGGUCCACCACAUCACAACCGAAGAUGGAUAUAUUUUAACCCUCCACAGAAUUCCCCACGGAAAAGAAAAUCAUUCUCGAAACGGAACACCGGUUUUACUUUUACCAGGAAUCUUACAGACUGCUUGGGACUAUGUGCAUUAUGGACCUGACAAAUGCUUAAGCUUUCUUUUGGCGGAAAAAGGGUACGACGUAUGGUUAGGAAAUUUCAGAGGUACUACUUGGUCCAGAAAACACGCAGUCUUAAAUCCGGACGAAGACUCGUCUUAUUGGAAUUUUACGGUACAUGAAAUGGGAAUAUAUGACGUACCUGCAUUUAUUGAUCACAUUGUCAAAUUUACUAACCAACAUUCACUCCAUUACGUCGGCUUUUCUCAAGCAACGAUGGCUUUCACUAUUAUGGGUUCAGAAAGAAGUGAAUACCUCAAUAGAGUAAAACUAUUUACAGCUCUAGCUCCUGCUGCUUUCGUGGGAAACCCAAGAAGCCCGUUGCUGAAAUUUCUCUCGAAAAACCAAGACAGUAUAAAGACAUUUUUAAGAUUUUUUAAUUACCAUGAGAUUUUUAAGCGAGGUGAUAUAUUUACAACUUAUCUAGAACACAUUUGCAAUGAAAAUUCGAUUUUUGCGAACUUGUGUGUGCAACAUUUGUUUGUUAUGUUUGGUUACGAUUAUGAUGAGAUGCCUAUGGAAAUGUUGUCUCUAACAAGCUCACAUUUUCCCUCUGGUACAUCACUGACCAACUUAAAACACGUAUUUCAAAUGAUACGCUCUGGCAAUUUUAGCAAAUAUGACUAUGGCAUUCAGGGCAAUAAAAAAAAGUACGACCAAGAAAAGCCACCCCUCUAUAAUUUAUCUAAACUUACAGUACCCACGGCCUUGUAUUAUUCCAGUAAUGACUGGGCUGUAAAUAUGACGAAUGUGGAAAAGCUUAUUAGAGUACUGCCCAAUGUAGUGAAAACUUACAAAGUACCUUCAGAUGAAUUCAAUCAUUACGAUUUUCUAGCUGCAAAAAAUGUCGUUCGACUGCUGUACAACGCUGUUAUAGAUGAGAUUUUAAAAUACUAAAAUUAAACAUAGCGUUAAAAACAAAAACGUUUGUGAUGACCACGCAGGAUUUGAGGUGAUAUCGGGAUUGUCAUGUUGGAGGUGUAAUCUAAUCUAUAAUUAAUUCUCUGUAUUUGUACGCGUAUUACGGUUUUAUUUUUUGUUUAAAAUUGUUCAUGGGUACUUGAAGUAUAUAUCCGUUAAUGUAUGCAAGUAUUUAAAUUAAGAUUAGUGAUUUACAAUGCUUAUGGUAACCAUAAAACGUUCGCAAGAUCUCAGAGCCUUCAGUUAUGCAACACCAAAUUUAAACGAUUUUGAUUUAAAUGUGUUAUUAUUUUGCCAAACCUACAAGGUAAGCAACACUUGUUAACUCGACUAUGUUUCUUCUGGUUAUGCAUUUUUUUUGUGUGCUGUGUUUUAAUUAAUUGUAGUAAACACGUUUUCACACAAAUUGUCGAACCAUCGGGAAGUUCACUUGAACGUCCAAACCGCAGAACCAAAACGUAGACAUUGGUAGCACAUGAGAUGUUAAACUCCACUACGAAAUUUUAUCAAAAGGAAAAGCGUUGCAGACGUUUUUGAAGGAUUUCUCAAAUAUGUCUAGCGUAUAAAUGGUUAAUAACUGGUCGCGACUGAAGACGCAAAAGUGCUCAUGUGAAAGAGACUUAAUUCUAGGUUAUGAAUUUCUUUCGCGUCACGUAAUAAUAACUUAGUAUAAUUUUCACAAAAAAAAAAAUAAUCGUCGUUGAUAGCGUAGUGUAUAAUAGUGUAGUCAAUAGUUAAAUGAUCUUUAAAGAAUAAAUUUGUGACAACACUCCA